Messenger RNA from Leptonychotes weddellii (Weddell seal), 4130 nucleotides. The record is from RefSeq and is a predicted model, not a curated record. NCBI's taxonomy places the organism in Eukaryota, Metazoa, Chordata, Mammalia, Carnivora, Phocidae.
AUGGAGUUCGCGGGCACCGGGCGGAGCCUGCGGGCGCCGCCGCCGCUGCUGCUGCUGCUGCUCCUGCAGGUGGCCGGGCCGGCGGGCACCCUGGCUGAGACCCUGCUGGACGCGUCGAGGGCCAUGGGCGCCAGCUCCAGCCCGCCCAGCCCCGCGAGCGUGGUGGCUCCCGGAACGACGCCGUUCGAGGAGAGUCGCCUGCCAGUGUUCACCCUGGAUUACCCCCACGUGCAGAUCCCCUUCGAGAUCACCCUGUGGAUCCUGCUGGCCUCCCUGGCUAAGAUAGGCUUCCAUCUGUAUCACAAGUUGCCCACAAUAGUGCCUGAGAGCUGCCUCCUUAUAAUGGUUGGCCUGCUGCUAGGAGGGAUUAUUUUUGGGGUCGAUGAAAAGUCCCCCCCCGCAAUGAAGACUGAUGUGUUUUUCUUGUAUCUCCUCCCACCCAUCGUGCUCGACGCAGGCUAUUUCAUGCCUACUCGCCCGUUCUUUGAGAACAUUGGCACCAUUUUCUGGUAUGCUGUGGUAGGGACCCUUUGGAAUUCCAUUGGCAUUGGGGUGUCUUUGUAUGGUAUCUGCCAAAUUGAAGCCUUUGGCCUGAGUGACAUCACUCUGCUCCAGAAUCUGCUCUUUGGCAGCUUGAUCUCAGCUGUGGACCCAGUGGCUGUGCUCGCCGUCUUCGAGAACAUUCACGUCAACGAGCAGCUCUACAUCCUGGUCUUUGGAGAGUCCCUGCUGAAUGAUGCAGUGACAGUGGUCCUGUACAACUUGUUCAAGUCUUUUUGCCAGAUGAAAACCAUUGAGACCAUUGACGUGUUUGCUGGAAUUGCAAACUUCUUUGUUGUGGGAAUUGGUGGGGUGUUGAUUGGCAUCUUCCUGGGAUUUAUAGCGGCAUUUACUACUCGGUUCACGCAUAACAUCCGAGUGAUUGAGCCACUCUUUGUCUUCCUGUACAGUUAUUUGUCCUAUAUAACAGCCGAAAUGUUUCACCUCUCAGGUAUCAUGGCAAUCACUGCUUGUGCAAUGACGAUGAAUAAGUAUGUGGAAGAAAACGUAUCUCAGAAGUCGUACACCACCAUCAAGUAUUUCAUGAAGAUGCUGAGCAGCGUCAGUGAGACCCUGAUCUUCAUCUUCAUGGGCGUGUCCACCGUUGGGAAGAACCAUGAGUGGAACUGGGCCUUCGUGUGCUUCACUCUUGCCUUCUGUCUGAUCUGGCGAGCGCUGGGUGUCUUUGUCCUGACUCAGGUCAUCAACUGGUUCCGGACGAUCCCCCUGACCUUUAAGGACCAGUUCAUCAUCGCCUAUGGAGGGCUCCGAGGUGCCAUCUGCUUUGCGCUGGUGUUUCUCCUCCCGGCUGCUGUGUUUCCCCGGAAGAAGCUGUUCAUUACAGCGGCCAUUGUUGUCAUAUUCUUUACUGUCUUCAUCCUGGGAAUUACUAUCCGACCACUGGUGGAAUUUCUCGAUGUUAAGAGGUCCAAUAAGAAGCAGCAAGCGGUCAGUGAAGAAAUCCAUUGCCGGUUUUUUGAUCAUGUGAAGACUGGGAUUGAAGAUGUUUGUGGACAUUGGGGUCACAACUUUUGGAGAGACAAGUUUAAGAAGUUCGAUGACAAAUACCUGCGGAAGCUUUUGAUUCGGGAAAACCAACCCAAGUCAAGCAUUGUGUCUUUGUAUAAAAAGCUGGAAAUAAAACAUGCCAUCGAGAUGGCAGAGACGGGGAUGAUAAGCGCGGUUCCUUCCUUUGCCUCUCUGAAUGAUUGUCGUGAAGAAAAAAUAAGGAAGCUCACACCUGGUGAAAUGGAUGAAAUUCGAGAAAUAUUAUCCAGAAAUCUCUAUCAAAUCCGUCAGCGAACUUUGUCCUACAACAGACACAAUCUGACGGCCGACACAAGUGAGCGACAAGCCAAGGAGAUUCUAAUCAGACGGAGGCACAGUUUGCGAGAAAGUAUCAGGAAAGACAGCAGCUUGAACCAGGAACGCAGGGCUUCCACUUCAACCUCUCGAUAUUUGUCCUUACCAAAAAACACAAAGCUUCCAGAAAAGCUACAAAAGAAAAAGAAUAUGUCUAAUGCAGGCGGCAAUAGCAGCGACUCAGAGACAGAUGCUGGGACCACCGUCCUCAAUUUGCAGCCCCGAGCAAGGUGCUUCUUGCCAGAACAGUUCUCAAAGAAAGCCCCACAGCCCUAUAAGAUGGAAUGGAAGAACGAGGUUGACGUUGAUUCUGGACAGGGGCAGCCUUGUACCCCUCCAGCUCCCCACAGCAAAGAGGGAGGCACCCCAACCCCAGGCAUGCUGCGGCAGCCCCUUCUCUCCAAAGGCCAAUUUGGCCCAGUGCAGGAAGACCGUGGGACUGAAGGCAUCCGACCCAAGCCGCCACCCAGGCUGGUCCGAAGGGCAUCGGAACCCGGCAACCGGAAAGCCCGAUUUGGAAGUGAGAAGCCUUAAUGGAAAUGGCCAAAGCAGGCCUGGGGUGACUGACCCGGCAUGGCUGGGGCUUGUUACUUUGAAACCUGACACAACAGUGGGAUCCAUUUAAUACCCUCUAUGCAUCUAAAUACUUUCUUUGGGUAGUAGAGUCAUGCCAUUGAUUGACGGGAUGAAUGCUUAACCCAAGAAGAGGAAAAUCCAAGAAAAAAGCCCCAUAAAAUGCCUUUUAUGACUUCUCGCCAGCAGUUGUAUUCUUUGCAAGCCUAAAGAAAAAAAAUUGUGUGCCUUUAUUGAACUUGAAUGACAGAACUUGAAAUUUUGAACACACCCGUGUUGGUGAAAAUUUUAAUAUAUACAUACAUGCCUCAAAUUUUAUUUAUGGAAACCCUAUGUAUAUCUGUAAUCAGUUUUUAAGCAAAGGGCGCUAAAAAUGCUCCACAUCUUUCCAAGGCAUAAAGGAGGAUGGUGGACCAUCUGCUUGGAGUCAAGGUGUUUCCCCAUCCUGAGCUGAUGAGCAGUGGGUAAAGGGAGAGCACAGCAUGGAGCAAGGAUGCCUGGUGAGCUCAGCCUGGGGAGGCAGUCAGAACGUCUGGGCAGAUGAGGAGGCCUGGCUCCCAGAGCGCAGAUUCCCGUGAAAUAAUGAGUCAUCUGGAUUUAAUUUGUUCCUCAUGCUACCGUACAUUUGAGGGUGACCUAGAGAUUCCAUCUCUCAUUUGUGUUUGAAUGGUGCAAAGAGAAAGGCUGUGUGGGUGACACGAUGUAUGACAGACUUGGUGGCAGCUUUUGAUGAAAUUCCAACGUGUGGGCCUCAUGUUGUAUGUGGCGAGACCAGGCUGCACCUGCUUACAACUUGUUGGCAGGUUUUAUAUUGUGCAAUACUGGAAGGAGGAUGCAGAAGAUUCCCUUUCAUGCCCAUCUAUGACUACCUGCUUUAGAAUUUUUCUGUAGAACAUUCUAGAACUUUGAAAACAGGUCAGAGGCUCCAAGCAGACAGUUUAUAUAAAUGGUAUUCCAAUGUUUAACAAAUUGGUGAGAGUUCAGGUUUUGAAAUUUAUUCAGGAAGCACUUUGGAGAAUAUAGGAGUUCUAUUUUUUUUGUUUGUUUUUUGCACUAGUCUGUAAUUUGUUACCUCUCCACCCUCAAUAGUGACUCAAAUUCUUCAUAUAAAAAUGGAUUCUACUCAUAUGAGUAAUUUUUAAAAGUACAGCAGAAAGAUAAGAAGUGGAAUAUAAUCAUUAAAGAUUAAUAUUUGAAUUUCCAUCUUAAACUGAGGUUUUAUUGGCUUUUCCCCUCCUGCCCCCCGCCCCGAAAAAAUCCUCUUUAGAACUGGACUGGAACAAGACUCUAAAUGUCUGGGUUUAAAUACAAAUGAGGCCAUGCAUAUAGGCCCCUGGGUGCACAUUGGAGAUAUAGCAAAGGAUACAAAUGACCACAGUAUUGUUAGUGGGAAAACAUGAAUGAAUUAAACAGGAAGAUUCUGUACUCAGAAAUCCCCAGGGCUGCUUCUCUUAUCCCCUCCCUUUAUCCCCAUUGAUGUGGAGAAAUAAAUCUACCCUUUCUCUCAUCUUCUACAGUCUUGGAAUACUGCUAGAUCAUUGGGCGUGAGGCAGAGGGAAAGAUAAACACACAAGGUACAAGUUCAUGAAGAGCACAAUUUCCUUCCCAAAUUCUUCCACGUUGAUCAGUGGAGAGCAGGACAGACACCAUUUGAA